This is a messenger RNA of Talaromyces amestolkiae, 1050 nucleotides long. RefSeq lists its product as uncharacterized. The record is from RefSeq and is a predicted model, not a curated record. Lineage: Eukaryota; Fungi; Ascomycota; Eurotiomycetes; Eurotiales; Trichocomaceae. The transcript is spliced from 2 exons. The coding region runs from base 1 to 1050 and encodes 349 amino acids. Gene Ontology annotation, molecular function: hydrolase activity.
AUGGCAACAAAAGUGGUACCCGGCUCCAACUACGGAAGCAAGUUCGCCAACUUCAACAUCCUCCAAGCCAACUACAAAGUCGUAGAUGGACAUGAGAUUCGCGCCGACUUGAUCAUUCCAAAAUCCCUCCCAGCAGGUAAAGCACCCGUCAUUGCUCGAUUCCACGGCGGUGGUUUAGUACGGGGGGAAUCCCUUUACGAAGACUGGUUUCCCGUUUGGGUGCUCGAGCUCGCAGAGACAUAUAACGCAGUCAUUGUCUCCGCCAACUAUCGCUUUCUUCCCGAAGUCACCGGCCUUGAUAUUCUAGACGAUGUUGAUGAUUUUUGGACAUGGUUGCACUCACAGGAUCUCGCGACACUUCUACGGACACAAAAAGAGGUUGAAGUAGAACUUGACCUCGACCGAAUCAUCACAUCGGGCGACUCAGCGGGCGGCUUACUGAGCAUCUACCUUAUCCUGUCUCACCCGGACGACAUCCGCGCUGGAACAGCUGCCUAUCCCGCCAUCGGAUGGGACAACCCCCCUCUAUUACCCACAAAGCGAAGCGCAUUCGUUCCCGAAGUCCCGGCUACAUUCAUCGACGAAUACGUCUCAAAUAUCAAACCAGGCCAAGUAUCCUCCUCCGACCUUGACCUUCAACGACUGCAAAUCGGCGCGGCCAUCAGCGCAAACCAAGCCGGAUUCAAAUUCUAUAUCCGUGAUUCAGAGAAUUCACCCACUCGGGACAGAUUGUAUCAGCUUGCUCGACUCGAAAAGCCGGACGCAAGACUGCCACGGGGUGGCUUGGUGAUUCUGCAUGGUGUUGAUGAUGAUAUUGUGUUGGCGAAGGCUAGUGAGCGGUUUGUGGAAAAGGCCAAAGAUGCGUUGAGGGGCAGACAGGGCGGAGACAAGAUUGUUCUAGCGUUGAGGCCUGGACCGCAUGGGUUUGAUCAGGAUGCUUCGAUCAAGGAGGAGUGGCUGGAUGAGGCGUUGAAGACUGCUGUCAAGACGUGGCUGGAGKGAUUUUAUGUGUAUCCUUUAGAUAUUUUCUUUUUAAAUACUGUUCUUUAG